CACAGAUGUCUUUGUUUCCUGCUGUCACUGCGCCCCAUGAGCGACAGGAAGUAUUUAGAAAAUGAUGUGAAAAUAAAAUUCCAAAUUUCAGAGACCUGAACUUGCUUAACAGCUAGUCCGUUAUCCCAACACUGUGCCAAUUGACUGGAGAGUGUCCGCCGUUUGUCGUCCGGUUACCGUAUCAGCGGAUGACAAUGUUCCAGUCACUUUGAGCUUCUACCGCGACAUCAAGGUUAAGAUUCUCUACAACGUCAAGACAGCGCAUCGUCCACUCCAUCCGCAUCGUCCUUUUACAAAUAAUCAGCAAUUAUGGGUGCCCCUCCUACUCCUGCCGAAAGUCAGGAACAUCAGCAACUCCUCAACCGCCUGGACAUCGCCCAGGUUCGACGCCCCUUCCGCAACCCGAACUGGCGGCCAUCGCAGCGUCGCAACAAGAACGUCAAACAACUUAUCUCUGAGAACUCCAGAAAGGAGGCAUCUGUUAUGGCGACACAGACGAACUCUGGCGCAUCGACUCCUUUACAACCCAGCACCGACGGUAGCCAAACGCCCGUUGACAGCUCCGCUCGCACGAACAUCGCCCAGGCGGCGCAGAACCUGUCGACGCUCGUCUUGGAGAAGAACGCAAGGGCCAUGCUUCCAUCGGGGCCAGCGGCGACAUAUACCAACAUUGAAUCGGCUCCAUCACUGCAUCCGUCACAGCACACGCGCUACUGCGAUAUCACGGGGCUUCCGGCGCCAUACACAGAUCCCAAAACUCGGCUCAGGUACCACGAUAAAGAAGUGUUUGGGGUUAUUCGGACAUUGAGCCAAGGUGUUCCGGAGAGCUACCUUGAACUGAGAGGAGCUCAUGUCGUGCUGAAAUAGACGGUCAUCCAUCGCAUGUUACGAAAGUUCUACGUUCGUGCACACCAAGAGCAGACUAUCACUUGCAAGAUACGAGUGCAUGUACGACCAACACAGUCAAGCCCUUUCCACCCGCCGUGCCCCUCUCGAGACAGGUUCAAGAAAGCGCUCCGGCUUAUUCGUGAUCUUUAAGAGAAUCGAUCUUCGCCUUGUGCCUAAGCACUCGACUAUUACCGACGCUCCACGUGACGGAACGUCAGU
Aspergillus novofumigatus IBT 16806 is the source of this 1107-nucleotide messenger RNA. RefSeq lists its product as uncharacterized. Lineage: Eukaryota; Fungi; Ascomycota; Eurotiomycetes; Eurotiales; Aspergillaceae. The record is from RefSeq and is a predicted model, not a curated record. The transcript is spliced from 2 exons. Gene Ontology annotation, cellular component: Ino80 complex. The coding region runs from base 310 to 867 and encodes 185 amino acids. Gene Ontology annotation, biological process: chromatin remodeling.